Acyrthosiphon pisum (pea aphid) is the source of this 2261-nucleotide messenger RNA. RefSeq lists its product as uncharacterized. The record is from RefSeq and is a predicted model, not a curated record. The coding region runs from base 935 to 1660 and encodes 241 amino acids. The transcript is spliced from 2 exons. NCBI's taxonomy places the organism in Eukaryota, Metazoa, Arthropoda, Insecta, Hemiptera, Aphididae.
AUAAUAAUUUAAUAUAUUUGUCUCUGGUUCGUCAAUACUCUCAUCACCAGAGUCAUCGCUAAACAAAUAAUUAUUUAUUAAUGGAGAUAAAUACAAAAUAUUAUAUUUUUGGAUUUUUAAAUUAUAUAACUAAUAACUGAUAACAACUGUAGCACAACAACAAAUAGACAUAUUUGAUUGCGGUUUUCGGUAAUGUACUCGUUAACUUGUCUGUAUAAUUGGUAUAUUAGUAUAUUAUGUGCAAAUUGUUAAGUUACUUGAUCUCACACUGUAGGGUUAAAUCGUCUUAAUAAUUAUAAAACGUGGGGCGACUUCGGAAAAAACCAUGGGUGUUUCUAGGAGGAGGGGUUCAGGAGGUCAGCUGACCCAAAGUUAAUAUUUGUGAUCGGGUGUCACCGGUUUCCGCCAAAAAUUACCUUUCCGUUUUCCGCCAAUACCUUUUUCCGCCAAAUCAGAAAAAACGUCAUUCCUUUUUCCGCCAAUUAUAAAUUAUAGAAUUUCAAAGUUUGGGAACCCUUACGUAUCAUAAUACUCAUAACGAUAAACAUAUGGUUUAUUUUGAGAUAUAAUAGUCUAUGUUAUGGUAUAUAAUAUCUUAUAUGGUGGGUUUUAAAAUUUUAUACCUGUAUGCGUCUCUAUCUACGCAGAAAAUAUUAUUUCAUAGAUUUAGAUAAUAUUAUCUAAUCUGUCAUCUGAUAUCAUGCUGCAAUAGUUGGUUCGAUUUGUUAGAAAUAUUACGGUAUUGAGUAGUGAGUAGUGACUAGUGAUCACCGAUCAGUGGAUAGGGUUUGAUGUGUUUUAACUACAAUAAUGUCUGCACUAUUAAUUACGAGUAAACGCGAAAAACCACAAAUUGUGAUUGAUAAUUUUAAAUUUAGUAAGGCAUAUGAAGGAGUAAAUAAAAUUCGUUGGAGAUGCAUUAACAAAGUAUGUGAUGCAAAAGUAUAUACAAAAAAAAAAUUUCGACAAUGAAGUAUUGUACACGGAAAAUGAACACCAUCACGAAGCUGUUAAUGAAAAUACCAUAAAUCGACAAAUUGUUAAUACCUCGUGCAAAAGGAAAGCGAUAGAAGACGUAAGUACAAGACCAAAAAAAAUCAUUUUACAAGAAUUAGUACAUAAUGAGUGUGCCAAAGAAAUAACAGUAAACGACAUUAAUAGAAUAAGAAAAAAUAUGUAUGAAAAGAGACGCAAAACCCUCCCAGCAAAUCCAAAAUCCAUUUCUGAGGUACACCAAGCUUUAAAUGUUUUAAAUAUUGAAACAAAACAAAAAGAAAAUUUCCUACUAUUAAAUAAUGAAAAAGAAAAUAUUAUUAUUUUUUCGUGUUCCACAAAUUUAAAAUUUUUGACUUCGGUAGAUACUGUUUAUAUGGAUGGGACAUUUGAUUAUUGUACUCGGUUUUUUAUGCAAAUGUUUACUAUCCAUGGAUUUCAAAACGGCCACUAUGUUCCACUCAUAUUUUGCUUAUUACCAAAUAAACUAACAUCUUCCUAUAUUUUUGCACUUCGUUCUAUUUGUGAAAAAUGCAAAGAUAUGAAUUUAAUUUUUUCACCUGCAAAUGUGACUAUUGAUUACGAAAAAGCUAUUAUAAAUGCAGCUACUGAAGUUUGGCCAGAAAGUAAUAUAAUUGGUUGUAGAUUUCAUUUGACUAAUUCUUAGUGGAAGAAAAUACAAUCUCUUGGUUUAUCAAUGGAAUAUAAAGAAAAAAAUUCCGAAAUCGGCAAAUGGUUACGACACACAUAUUUUGGUCUUUUGUUUCUUGAUGUGCAGGAAGUAUCAGAUUGUUUUUCAUAUGAUUUUAUGAGUGAUCGUCCUGUUAAUGAACUAUUAACAAAAUACUCUGACUACUUAGUUGAUAAUUACAUAGGAGACGAUUGUUCUUACCCUCCAUCACUGUGGGCUUCGUUAUCGGCAAGUUUAACUAGGACGACGAACGCGUGUGAGUCAUUUCACGCUGUAUUUAAAGAUAAUUUUUAUAAACGAACACCACAUAUAAUACCAUGGAUUACUGUACUUAUAGAAAAUAUUCAAACUAAUGUUUAUGUUACUUUAAAGAGUAUUAAUGAAUGUAAAACACCAAGAAAAAAUAUGAAUGAUAAACGUAAACGAAAUGAAGAAUUAAUUUCAAAAUACCAACGAGAUGAAAUCAGUAGAUAUGAAUUCGUAAAACUGAUAUCAAAUCAUUAUGCUAAAUAAGUUUUUUACAAUGUGAAUUCAAUUUCAAGUUUCGACCAAUUAAUCAAGCGCUGACAUAUUGACA